Messenger RNA from Chelonia mydas (Green sea turtle), 6866 nucleotides. Its product is annotated as zinc finger protein 501. The record is from RefSeq and is a predicted model, not a curated record. Gene Ontology annotation, biological process: negative regulation of transcription by RNA polymerase II. The transcript has 4 exons. Gene Ontology annotation, molecular function: RNA polymerase II cis-regulatory region sequence-specific DNA binding; DNA-binding transcription repressor activity, RNA polymerase II-specific. Lineage: Eukaryota; Metazoa; Chordata; Testudines; Cheloniidae. Bases 262 to 1887 code for a protein of 541 amino acids.
AAACACUGACUGCUGCCUUCAGCUCCAUGCUGAGCCCGGAGUCCGGGCUGAGCCGCUGCUGCCCAGCGGGGUGUGUGCGGGGAGAGACCUGCACUAACCCCCUCGGGGCCCAGCCGCGGGGACUUUCUGCGGGGGCUGGAACCAGCCCCUGGGCAGCCCCGGGCUCUGCCGACACCAGCCCCUGAGCCGGAGCCUGCAGGCUGCAGAAUAAAAUCCACAUUUGCUCCAGUUCAUCCCAUCCACGGAGAGACAGGAAGGGAAAUGGCUGCAGCAGAGCCGGUGACCUUCGAGGAGGUGGCUGUGUAUUUCUCUGAGGAAGAAUGGGCCCUGCUGGACGUAGGUCAGAGAGCCCUGUACAGGGAUGUUAUGCAGGAGAAUUAUGAGACCGUGACCUCGCUGGGAUUCCCAGUUUCCAAACCUGACGUGAUCUCCCUCCUGGAACGAGGGGAGAGGCUGUGCGUUUCUGAUCUCCGGGACUAUGAGGAAAGGGAGAUUUUGAGAGACCCCCACACAGGUGAUGGGAUGGUGAAUGAGGAGGAGAAUCCUCAGCAGGAAAGUCCUAAGCGAGUGGAACCACAGGGGAUGGUAUCAGGAAGAUCUGAUGUUUCCCAGAGUCCUGAGCAGGGAGAAGCCUGUGAAAUUCAGCACAGACCAGAAAGGAAGCAGGGAAACUACUCAGAGGAGAGACUGGGUAAAUCCACUCACAAGAGCAGAGGCAUCAAGAAAAUCAAAGAAACUGUUCAACAGAGAAUCCGCACUGGAGAGAAUCCCUACUCGUGCGGUGAUUGUGGGAAAAGCUUCAGUCAGAGCUUAACCCUUAUUCACCAUCAGAGAAUCCACAUGGGAGAGAAACCCUAUAAAUGUAAUGAGUGUGGGAAAAGCUUCAGUGUGAGCUCAAAGUUUCUAUUGCAUCAGAGAACUCACACAGGAGAAAGACCCUAUGACUGCCCCGUGUGUGGGAAAAGCUUCAGUGUGAGCUCCAACCUUAUUCAACAUCAGAGAAUCCACACAGGAGAGAAACCCUAUAAGUGUCCCGACUGCGGGAAAAGCUUCAAUCAGAGUUCAAACCUUCUGUCACAUCAGAGAAUCCACACGGGAGAGAAACCCUUUGAAUGUCUCGAGUGCAGGAAAAGCUUCAGUCGUAGAUCGACCCUUCUAUCACAUCAGAGAAUCCACACACAAGAGAAACCCUAUACCUGCGCUGAGUGUGGGAAAAACUUCGGUCACAGUGCACACCUUACUAGUCACCAGAGAACCCACACAGGAGAGAAACCCUUCAAAUGCAGUGAAUGUGGGAAAAGCUUUAGUCAAAGCUCAAACCUUUAUACACAUCAGAGAAUUCACAUGGGAGAGAGACUCUAUAAUUGCCCUGACUGCGGGGAAAGCUUCAGACUGAAGUCAACUCUUGUUACUCACAAGAGAAUCCACAUGGCUGAGAAACCCUUUAAAUGCCCCGCAUGUGGGAAAAGCUUCAAUGCGAGCUCAGCCCUUAGGAAACAUCAGAGAAUCCACAGUGGAGAGAGACCCUAUGAAUGUCUUCACUGUGGGAAAAGUUUCUGUAGCAGCUCAGCCCUUUGUAAUCAUCAGAGCACCCACCUUGAGGACAGACCCUACAAAUGCAAUGAGUGCAGAAAAAGCUUCAGUCAAAGUUCCAACCUUAUUCAACAUCAGAGAAUCCACACAGGAGAGAGACCCUAUAACUGCCCCGACUGCGGGAAAACCUUCAGUCGGAAAUCAACCCUAAUUAAGCAUCAGAGAACCCAUGUGGCGGAGAGAGACCCUAUAAGUGAGCUAAAUGUGGGAAAGGCUUCAGUGAAAGCUCAAACCUCAUUACACAUCAGAGAAUCCACACAGGACACAACACCUAGGAAUGGGUCAUGUGUAUAAGACCUCUAUUGAGACCCAUGAAUCUCAAAGGGUCAGGGCAGGCAGGAGUGGCCCUGUAAUGAGGACCUGCAAUAGUUAGUUAUUAAAGCAGAGAAUGAAAUCUUAUCUCAGCCUCUUGGUCUACACAUGUUCCAGGCAUAAGAUUCCCGUGUUGUGAUGAGACUUGUUUAUUGCACUCCCCCUGCCCCCCCCCCGACUCUCACACAUACCUCCCCAUGUAUCCCUUAUCUCCACACACCACCACCCUUAUAUAUCUGACUCACACCCCUAGGGCUAUGAUUCGCAGUGGGGUGCGGAUGCUGUUUGCUCAGGGGAACAACAUCCUUGACUUCCAAAAGAAAGUGAAAUUGUCUUUCUAAAUGCUGCAGGACAAGAAAUGUUCUUCCCAUAAUUUAAAGCUCCCUCUCUCUUACCUGGGCCAUCAGCUAAUCAGAAGGAUUUUUAAUAAUAUGCAAGAAGGAAUAGUAAUAGCCCAGCUGCAGGAAGGGAAACUAAACCCAUCUGAAACCUAACCUGUACUGAAGUCCACUCCGAACCCUUACCGAUUCUGAAAUAAGGAAAAAAAUCUUGCUCUUCAAAUAGCCAAGACAAACCCAUCAGUUAAAUUUAUAAUCUUAAAAAAUAAAAAGUGGAAUUGUUAAUCAAGUGCCUCUGCUCACUUUUAAAAGAAAUAAUGAGUCCUUUGGCUGCCAGGCAGAAAUGAAGGAGAGUUGCAGAACAGGUGUUCGUCAAUCAUGCUGGGCAGCAGGAGGAGCAUUGUCAAAGCCCAACAAAAAAACCUAGAGGGAAAAAAAACCCUUUCUCAUAGAACUGUAGAAAUGCAGGGGUGGUCUGGAAGGGACCAUCAAGUCCAGCCCCCUGCUCUGUAGCCAGCGGACCAAGUAAACCUAGACCAUCCCUGACAGGUGUUUGUCCAACUUUUUUUUUUUUUUUAAAAAGCUUCCGAUGAUAGGGACUCCUCGACCUCCCUUGGAAGCCAAUUGAAGAGCUUAAUAACCCUUAUAUUUAGGUGAGAUAUUAGGAAAAACUUUCUAAAUCUUUUUUGCUACAGAUUAAGCCCAUCACUUCAUGUGCUACCUUCAGUGGACAUGGAGAAAAAUUGUUCACCAUCCCCUUUAUAACAGCUCUUAACAUUGAAAGACUAUUUUCAGGUCACCCCUCAGUCUUCUGUUCUCAAGACUAAAUAUGCUCAUUUUUAAAAAUCUUUACUCAUAGGUCAGGUUUUCUAAACCUUUAAUCAUUUUUAUUGCUCUCCUCUGAGCCCCCCCCCCCCCCCGCCCCCCGGUUCUUUUCAGUAGUACUACCACCUAAACAGUUGUUUCCCAUUUUAUUGUUCUGCAUUUGAUUUUUCCUUCCUAAGUGAAGUACUAUGCACUUGUCUUUAUUUAAUUUCAUCUUGUUGAAUCCAAACCAGUUCUCCAAUCUGUCAAGGUCAUUUUGAAUUUUAAACCUGUCCUCCAAAGUGCUUGGAACCCCUUCUAGCUUGCUGUCAUCUGCAAAUUUUAUAAGCAUACUCUCUACUGGAUUAUUGGGUCAUUAAUUAAAAUAUUGAAUAGUGCCAGACCCAGGACUGACCCUGGUGGGAACCCACUAGAUACAAUCUCCCAAUUUGACAGGAAACCAUUGAUAACUACUCUUUGAGUAUGGUCUUUCAACAUGUUGUGCACCCACCUUAUAGUAAUUUCCUCUAGACCACAUUUCCCUAGUUUGCAUAUGAGAAUGUCAUAUGGAACUGUGUCAAAAACCUUACUAAAAUCGGGUUAUAACAUGUCUACUGCUUCCUCCCAGCCACUAAAUCAGUAAUCCUAUCAAAGAAGGAAACUGAAUUGGUUUGGCAUGAUUUGUUCUUGACAAAUCUAUUGUGACUAUGCCUUAUAACCUAUUAUUCCCCGGGUGCUUACAAAUUGAUUGUUUAAUACUUUGCUCCAGUACCUUUCCAUCUGGUGAAGAUAGGCUGACUGAACUAUAAUUCCCCAGGUCCUUCUUGUUCCUUUUUUUAAAGAUAAGUACCAUGUUUGCCCUUCUCCAGUCUUCUGGGACCUCACUGUCCUCCAGGAAUUCUCUUGGAGAUUGCUUCAGCUCGUUCUUUAUGUACCCUGGGAUUAAUUUAAUUAGAGCCUGCUGACUGGAAUACAUAUAACUUAUCUAAAUAUUCUUUAACCUGGUUUUACCCUAUUUUGGUUUGCUUUCCUUCCCCCGGUUGUCAAUAUUAAUUGUGUUAAGUAUCUGGUCAUCAUUGAUCAUUUUAGCGAUGAUUAAAGGAAAAUAGGCAUUAAGCACCUAUUGUUGCUCUCCUUCCUACUAAAUAGAGUGCCCACACUUUUUGUUGUCUUUCUCUUGCUCCUAAUGUAUUUAAAGAACCUCUUCUUAUGGACUUUUCUGUCCCUUGCCAGGUGUAACUCAUUUUGCGCCUUAGCCUUUCUGCUUUUGUCUCUAUGUUCUUGUGCUGUUCUUUUGUACUACUUAUUAAUCUGACCAUGUUUCCACUUUUUGUAGGAUUCCUUUUUGAUUUUCAGGUCAUUUAGAAUUAAGCAAUAAACCGUCAGGGUGCAACUUCGUUUAAAAAAAACCCAACAACAAUAAAAGUCUUAAAAGAAAACCCAAAACAUCAGUGAAACUUUGCUUUUUAAAAUCAAUCUUGGCACAGAACCCAGCAUACUAGGUGGGAAGCCACUUAAGCUGCCCAGUGGAGGAUGCCACCAGGAGAGGACUCUUCUAAGCCCCAUCCUUUUUAUGGAGAUAGGUGCCUAUCUCUUCCUUUGAGUCAGGAACUGGGGAAGUUAGAUGUUCCUCUGCCAAUGGGGUUUGAUACAGAAGUCCUAUUCAGAGGCCACCUAUCUCCACACAACACAGCUGGGGAGGAAGCAGAUGGAGGAGCUCCUUUAUAACCUUUAGCUUCAUGGUUAUUUUAUUCACCCAGGAUGUGGGAGACACCUUGUUCAUGUCCCCCCACUACCUACUGAGGCAAAGGGAUUUGAACAGGGAUCUUGCACUUCUCAGGAGAGUGGCUGAACUACCAAGACAUGGGAUAUUCUGAUGUGAGUGUCUCCGUGUCUCUCCUAGCGAAGCAGUUCCACUGUAUAUAAAUACUUAAGGAAUCAUUGGGCCAGAGUAAGAAUGAUUCCACAGCCUGAGGGCCAGGGCAUCCACCUAUAAGGUGGGUGACUCUUGAUCCAAUCCCCCUUCUCCAGUGAUCGUAAGAUCCUAAGUCCCACCACUCACCACAAAGAAGGCCAUACGCUGAACAGCAGAAGGAAGGGUGAGAAAUUGCAUCUGCUUGAAAGUGCAGAAAGAUUUAGGAAAUCAAAGCUUGCUGCUACAAUUCCAUAGGGAUUUUCUGUGCUUCAAAGAAACAGAGCCUUAAAGGACAUAACUAGAGUAAGAUAGGGUUUGAAUCUGACAACAUUGCAGAUUUUGGCUGCUUUAAAUGACAUGCUGUAACCUGUAGCUGCCAGACUUAUUGUUCACACCAUGGGUGUGUGGUGCUGGAUGCACUUAACUUGGCUUACUAAAUUAUCUGGCUUACUGCUUAAAAGAGCUACCCUUCAAAUUUUUGGUUUGAUGAGGACAUAACUAAAUCUCAGCUGUGCUGAUUGUGUUACUGUAUCUUUGUUGUCUUGUUUCAGCUCAAGUCCUAUCUUGAAGUGUUACUAAGAACUAGCAACUUUGUUAAUCACUGUUCUGCUCUUCCCUGGAAUUUUCCCUCCACAGCUCCAGUUUUUGCAUAUGAGUGAGAAUUAAGUGCCGGUGAGAGAAGCAUCCUUAGAUCUCUCACCCUUGUAACACUACACUGUGUGUGAGUGAGAGAAGUUAUCUUCUAACUUCAAAAUCUCACAUCAAUCUUUAUCUGUGUAUGUUCUAAACUUUAGAAUAAUUUUGUACUAACUUCAGUUGUGUUGUGUGUUUCUAACUACAGAAUGAACUAAUAUGUUUAUAUUUUACACUCCACACAAACCUUUUCCCAAUCUUGGAAUAGGAAUUUAACUAGUUCUUAUUUUACAUUUGUCAAUUUUAUAUACCAGAAGCAGGGUACUUUGUGAUAAUUCUUUCUAUAUUUGAAUGUUACAAUGUUUACCUAUUGGUGUAUUGAAUUACCUUUAAUAAUCACUCUCUUCCCUCCCCCCCCCCCCCCGCCCCCCGCUGCCAAUUAACUCAAAUACCAGGAUCUCCCUGCAAUAUACUGCCUUUCAACUUUCCAAGUAAACUCCCUCACUCUCCUUGACUAACUUUAAUUUGAAUACGUUGGUUAAUCAAACUGCUUUCUGAACUUUCACCCUUGUAAAAUUGCCUAUUAACUCCACCAAACCAAAGCUAAUCCUCUCUCAUCUGCAUUGUUGUAUAAUAAUCAAAUUGGGUGAUUCUUGUACCCCAUUUAUUAUGUGUCAUUGUAACUAUUUCCAACUAGAUACAUGUGUCUAAACAAUGCUGAAUUUUGAACUGUAGUGAUCCUAUGACUUGCGAAUUUGCCUUAAAUCAUGCUUAGCCUCACAAUGUUACCUUAUUAAGAUGGAAAUAAAAGUAGUAAUAAUGGAUUUGGUAGAUUUUGUGCUGUCUACACAACUUUCAGUGUUGUUUGUACUAUUCAACCUAUCUAGUUUCAUCCAAAUUUGUUUUGAGUUUAAAAGUUUUAAUAUCAAGUUGAAUUAUAGAGUUUGUAAUCCAGUUACUUCACUGAGGUUGUACAUGGUUAUCUGAAAUGUUUUCUUUAAGAUUAGCUGUUACAUUCUGUUGAUAAUACUUCGCUACAAGUGAAUUUUAUUUGGGAGGCGGGAACCGUUGAUGCUUGUUAGUAUCCGAAGUUAUUCUAUUUUAGAAUUUCAUGUUAGUUAAGACGUUAUUUUAAGAUUUCAUACAUUGUAUCAUUUCUUUUAUUUACCUUUUUUCAGUUGGUGUGUCUCAUUUGGAUAAUCCUUGUGGAUUUAAUUUUUUGUUGGUUUCUUCAAUCAGUUUUGAUUACUUAAAUAAAUGUUUCCCUAUUU